This is a messenger RNA of Dromiciops gliroides (monito del monte), 3760 nucleotides long. RefSeq names its product potassium voltage-gated channel subfamily A regulatory beta subunit 1 (gene KCNAB1). Gene Ontology annotation, biological process: negative regulation of delayed rectifier potassium channel activity; transmembrane transport; potassium ion transport. The record is from RefSeq and is a predicted model, not a curated record. Gene Ontology annotation, cellular component: extrinsic component of cytoplasmic side of plasma membrane; voltage-gated potassium channel complex; membrane. NCBI's taxonomy places the organism in Eukaryota, Metazoa, Chordata, Mammalia, Microbiotheria, Microbiotheriidae. The coding region runs from base 631 to 1836 and encodes 401 amino acids. Gene Ontology annotation, molecular function: voltage-gated potassium channel activity; potassium channel regulator activity; transmembrane transporter binding. The transcript has 14 exons.
UCUCUCUCUCUCACACACACACACACAUACACACGCACCAAUGGCUGCGCCUGGGCUCAGGAGACUGACUCUCUUUUGAUUAGACGUGCUUUCUUCAGCUGCUGGGCUCUCCAGUGCCUCGAUCGGGGUCCACGGGGCGUGUGAGACCCAUUCUGCGGUAUAUCUGCCCGCAUUGAUUUCGAAUCAGCAAGCCGAGGCACCGAGGAGGCGCGCCGGACCUCGGUCCGCCCAGCUCAACUGCAACUGCACAGCUUUGAGCUUUCUGAAAACCUCUGACCGAGCUGGGUUUCACGGUCUCAUCAAUCAAGUGGGAUUCUUGGCAAACAAGGCUUUGCCAGCCUUCUCUGCGCCCCAGCCCGCGUGAGCAAGUUCCGUGGCAGGGACAGAGGUUGUCCUGCACCAAGCUGACUGAGACUUGUGCUCAUCGCACUUUGGAGGCGGCUCGGAAAGGGAGAGCUGAACCUUCCAUUGACAGCAACCAGAGAGAGAGAGGGAGGGCAAGAAGAAGGAGGGAGGGGAAAGAGGCAAACCUUGAAUCACUCAGCAUCCCGUGGCUGUUUUCUCAGAUCCUAAGAAGGUGACUGUGUUGACUGAGACUUGGGCUGGGAACAUAGCUUUAUUGGGGAAGCAAUGCAAGUCUCUAUCGCUUGUACGGAACACAAUCUGAAGAGUCGGAAUGGUGAUGAUAGACUUCUGAGCAAACAGAACACCACGGCACCGAAUGUAGUGAAUGCAGCCCGGGCGAAAUUCCGGACAGUUGCUAUCAUUGCUCGAAGUUUGGGGACGUUCACCCCUCAGCAUCAUAUUUCUCUGAAAGAGUCAACCGCAAAGCAGACUGGCAUGAAAUAUAGGAAUCUUGGGAAAUCAGGACUCAGAGUUUCCUGCCUGGGACUUGGAACAUGGGUCACUUUUGGAGGUCAAAUUUCAGAUGAGGUUGCUGAAAGACUAAUGACAAUUGCCUACGAGAGUGGAGUCAACCUCUUUGACACAGCGGAGGUGUAUGCUGCUGGCAAGGCUGAAAUGAUCCUUGGAAGUAUCAUCAAGAGGAAGGGAUGGAGGAGAUCCAGCCUGGUCAUAACAACCAAACUCUACUGGGGUGGAAAAGCUGAAACAGAAAGAGGAUUGUCACGAAAACACAUCAUUGAAGGACUGAAGGGUUCCCUCCAAAGACUCCAGCUCGAAUACGUGGAUGUUGUCUUUGCCAAUCGGCCUGACAAUAAUACACCCAUGGAAGAAAUUGUCCGAGCAAUGACCCACGUCAUAAACCAGGGAAUGGCCAUGUACUGGGGAACAUCAAGAUGGAGUGCUAUGGAGAUUAUGGAAGCCUAUUCUGUAGCAAGACAGUUCAACAUGAUUCCACCAGUAUGUGAACAAGCUGAAUAUCAUCUUUUCCAAAGAGAGAAGGUGGAGGUACAAUUGCCGGAACUAUACCACAAGAUAGGGGUUGGAGCAAUGACCUGGUCCCCCCUCGCCUGUGGAAUCAUCUCAGGGAAAUAUGGCAAUGGUGUGCCCGAAAGCUCCAGAGCAUCACUCAAGUGCUACCAAUGGCUGAAAGAAAAAAUUAUAAGUGAAGAAGGAAGAAAACAGCAAAGCAAGCUAAAGGACCUUUCUCCAAUUGCUGAACGCCUGGGCUGUACCCUACCUCAGCUAGCAGUGGCAUGGUGCCUGCGGAAUGAGGGAGUGAGCUCUGUUCUCCUGGGGUGUUCCAAUCCUGAGCAACUUAUAGAAAACCUCGGUGCCAUUCAGGUCCUUCCAAAGAUGACAUCACACGUGGUGAACGAGAUCGAUAACAUACUGCGGAACAAGCCCUACAGUAAAAAGGACUAUCGCUCCUAAUCCCUGCAUGAGGCGAUGGAAGUGCAUGGUUAUCAUAGGGGCCUGUAGCCAGUUCCGAACUGUUCCAAUAUCCAGUCAUCCAAGUCACUUAGCAGCCCGCUGCUCAGCCUCUAGCGUUCCUGGAUCCUCCGAGGUGUCUGCUGUCGCUACCACUGUGUGCCGAUGUUUGAAAGCACACGCGAAAACUCACCACCGAGAAUAGCGAUUCUAUUUUCUUAUCUAUGACUAAAGCCGCUGCUGAUCCUUGCGUUGUUGCUCUGUGUACCUCAUGCUUAUGCAAUGAAAAGUAGAUGAGAAACAGAAACAAAAGAUUUAUAACCUUCAGGUAUUUGGUAACUUAAAGAAGGCUGUACAGAUAUAUUUUUUCAAACGAACAAAAUCCUCUGAUGCGAUUAUGAGAUUAUAUACAUAUAUAUAUAUAUAUAUAUAUUUAAAAAAAAGUCUUGAUGAGGCUUAAGAAGCAGGAGUAAUUUCAGCUUUUUUUUUUCUUUUCUUUUUUCUAAAAUCAAGUUUUCUUUCACUUAGUCAUUUAACAAAGCUGUCUGUCAUUAUUAUAGAUGGGAACAGUACCCCCAGCAUGGAAACUCCCUCCCCCGAGGCAGAUUGGCAAUUUGUGCCUAACAGCCUUAGAAGGUUCCCCAAGCACUGAUUAAGUGGUUUCUUGGUCAUUCAGCUAGUAGUAUCUCAGGCAGGACCUUAAACCCAAGGCUCCAUGGGCAGCCUCUCACUUGUCUGUGGUAUUUUUCCUUUUAAAUAUCAGCUGUAGUUUGCUACAAACACUGUCUUCUAUACCUUUAUCAGUGCUCCUAAUCGGAUAUCAUUAAUGUUAUGUUCACUUAAAGAUUAAAGGAAUAGUUGAUAAGAGGAUGGAUCACAUAAUAAUUAACCAGAGAUGGUAUGAUGACUUUAUCAGAGGGAGAUAAACGAAUGCUUCUAAGGAAUCUUUGUUCUGAAUAAAUCAUAUACCAAUGUAGCUGGAAAUGUAUUCAUUUUUGUCUACAUGUUAUUAAAAGCUGUUUCAUAUAUUUGCUUGUAGGUAUAGCUUCUGAAAGUUUCACUAGUUGAGCUUUUAAGAUAUACAUGUGCAAUUUAAUGCUAUAAAAUGCCCCCCCCCAAAAAAAAGUUCAACACUAAGACUAUCAAUCUAAUGCUUAGGAUUUGGGGAGGUGGGGAAUCAACAAGAAACAGGUUGUGUUUCGUGGCGGUGCUGGGUCACCUAGGCAGUAGACUUCGGUCAAUGUGGAUUCCCGCACUGAUCCACUGAGAAACAGGCAAAAAUUUCCUGAUGCCUCCGUAACCCCAAUAGGUGCAUUAAGCCAUAGUAUGCAUGAGACAGCAUGGGCAAAAAGCAAAUGGAUUCACUGGGCACUAGUUGACCUUGAACUUGAGUUGUGGUGACUCCUGUUGCUGAAUGACCUCUCUUAUUCUCCUACAUACCACCUGCAUCCACUUAACAGAGAUGCUAUGAACUCCCCCACCUGUCCCUCAGAGGGGACAUCAAUGAUCAGACCACUGAAAAGAAGGACAAUUUUCAACCUUCAUUUUCUCAGCAACAGGGCCAUGUCACUUUUACACGAAACACUUUGAACCCAAAGAUCGUAGAAUUGUAUAAUUCGUAUAGAAUCACUAUCAUUUACAGAGAGGAGUGGUUCAAUGCUAAAUCUUAAAGGGUGAAUAUGGGACACCAACAAUUCUUCCUUGAUAAUCAUGAACCUGUAACUAUUUCAUGGAGAUAAUUUUGUUCCCCACUCCCAACCCCAUCAAACAGAAGAGUACCGGAUUCAUGAUAAAAAAAAAAAAACUUUUAAAAUUCAUUUUGUAUUUCAUCUUAUGGUCUACCGUGUGUAUAAAGGCGCUGUAGUGCCGAGUAUCAGAAAUUGCAAUCUACUUGCUAUACAUUUGCUUGGAGAAAAUAAAAGGAUUU